Messenger RNA from Myripristis murdjan (pinecone soldierfish), 4428 nucleotides. It is a transcript of the gene slc2a8, whose product is annotated as solute carrier family 2 member 8. Lineage: Eukaryota; Metazoa; Chordata; Actinopteri; Holocentriformes; Holocentridae. Gene Ontology annotation, cellular component: membrane. The transcript is spliced from 10 exons. Gene Ontology annotation, biological process: D-glucose transmembrane transport. Gene Ontology annotation, molecular function: D-glucose transmembrane transporter activity. Bases 251 to 1750 code for a protein of 499 amino acids. The record is from RefSeq and is a predicted model, not a curated record.
CAGUCGGCUGGCCGGCGCGGAGGCAGAAACCCUUCACGGUGCGAACACCAGGUCAGAUAUGAGGCUUGAGAUGACCAUACAUCACGUUUUGUAGUUCAAACAGUCGCCGGCAUUUAUGUGUUUGGGUAAACUGACGAGUGAGUGUGAGGUUGCCGGCCAUUAGCUGCUGUUUGUUGCUGCCUGGGGUUUGGCUGAGCUGAAGUCCAGGUGAGGGGAAGGAGACACACCAGGAAACAGAAACACAGGUAGAAUGGACAUCCAGAACGAGAGGAGGCGGCUGCUGGAUGCAGAGGGAGCAGAGGAGGAGUCACCCGGCGGCCUGAGGUCCGAGCAGGACGCCUAUCUGGACAAAGUGAAGAACGGGAAGCUGUACCUGGCGGCGUUCGCGUCCGUCCUCGGGCCCAUGAGCUUCGGCUUCGUGCUGGGAUACAGCUCGCCCGCCAUUCCAGAGCUUUCCAAGAUCGCAGACCCCAGGUUACGGCUGGACGACGUUCAGGCCUCCUGGUUUGGGUCCAUCGUGACGAUCGGGGCGGCGCUGGGCGGGCUGCUGGGCGGCUGGAUGGUGGAGAAGAUUGGCAGGAAGCUCACUCUGAUGUUCUGCUCCCUGCCCUUCGUCUUCGGCUUCACCGUCAUCAUCACGGCUCAGAACGUGUGGAUGCUGUACCUCGGCCGGGCGCUCACCGGCCUGGCGAGCGGAGUCACCUCGCUGGUCGUCCCGGUGUACAUCUCUGAGAUGGCUCACGAGCGAGUCCGAGGGACGAUCGGCUCCUGCGUCCAGCUGAUGGUGGUGCUCGGCAUCAUGGGAGCGUAUCUGGGAGGUCUGUUCCUGGACUGGCGCUGGCUGGCGAUCUGCAGCUCCGUCCCGCCCACGCUCAUGAUGGUGUGCAUGUGCUUCAUGCCGGAGACGCCCAGGUUCCUGCUGUCCCAGGGCAAGAGGCGCGAGGCCGAGGAGGCGCUGCGCUUCCUGCGAGGCCCGGACGCCCCCGUCGAGUGGGAGUGCGCCCGCAUCGAGGACGCCAGCGACGAGCAGGGUUCGAGCUUCCGGUCGGCCGACCUGAAGGAUCCCGGCGUCUACAAGCCCCUGAGCAUCGGCGUCAUGCUGAUGAUGUUCCAGCAGCUGACCGGGAUCAACGCCAUCAUGUUCUACGCCGAGAACAUCUUCGAACAGGCGCAUUUUAAGGACAGCGACCUGGCCACCGUGAUCGUGGCUCUGACUCAGGUCGUGUUCACGGCGGUCGCAGCGCUCGUCAUGGACAAGGCGGGCAGGAAGGUCCUUCUCAUCAUCUCAGGAAUCGCCAUGGCGGCCAGCACCACGGCGUUCGGGGUUUACUUCCACCUGAUGGAUCAAGCCCACAGCAACGCCUCGCUGAGCCUGCUGGCGUCCGAGCCUCAGGGUCCGGACGUGCACGCCGACCUGACCUGGCUCGCCCUCGCCAGCAUGGGCGUCUUCAUCACAGGUUUCGCUCUCGGUUGGGGUCCCAUCCCGUGGCUGAUCAUGUCUGAGAUUUUCCCCACCAAAGUGAGGGGGUUCGCCAGCGCCGUGUGUGUCCUCACCAACUGGGGAGCCGCCUUCAUCAUCACCAAGACCUUCCAGGACCUGAUGAAUCUGCUGACCAGCGCCGGAACCUUCUGGCUGUUCUCCUCGAUGUGCGCCAUCAACGUCAUCUUCACCGCCGCCUUCGUACCGGAAACCAAGGGCAAGACGCUCGAGCAGAUCGAAGCCAACUUCAGAGGGACGCCGGCUCUAUGAGGUCCUCGCUCGCCGAACCCUCGCACAUCUCGACGCGUGGAACCCCAAGGAUCUCAUCCAGCUGAAGCCUCAGAUUACAGACCUGACUGAUCCUCUGGCCGCUGUGGGGGUCCUUAGUAAUCCUGGUUAAACCUGCCAAGUCGACCUAAACAUGUUUAAUUACAGGGGGGAUAGUUGGCUACCAGUCACUUUCACUGGAGCAGUUUAGGGUUUUAAGUGCCUUGCUCAAGGGCACCUCGGUGAUAGUUUUUCAGUGAAGGGCGAAUGUUGUCCCCUUCACUAGUCCCUACCCACAGUCGCUCCUUGGAUUUGAACCUGUGACCUUCUCGCUCCUGAGACACCGGCAGAUGUAGAAUUAAUGUUAAUUCUGUAGUUUUUGGGAGGCUUUUAUUUUGUAAUUUUCUUGCUAAUUAAUUUUUAAAAAUGUUUCUUCCACUGACCAGGCUGCACAUGCUGUUUUUGAAUACAUGUGCAUGCAUUCUUAAAGGAAAACAACGAUGUAUUGGGUAAAAUACCCUUCCUCCAACUUAUGAAAGUGGUGUCCAACAUCUGGUCUCAGUCUGUGGAAGUUUGGAUUUUGCCAAAAACAUUGGAAUAUUCCUUUAAGUUUUGACGCCUAGUGAGAUAACUGAGUUUCUGUCAUAGUGUAACGUGACAUUUGGUGAACACGAGGGCUGCAGGCACCGUCGCUGCGUUCGAGUCCCACUUGAACAGACUUGAUUCUCGGAGCAGGUCUGCUUGAGUUCGAGUCCAUUUCACGAUGAAAAAACAGGCAAUAAACAAUACAUGCCAAUCCAAAUGCAAGUGGAGGGGAGCAAAUAGUCCAAACAGUGAAAUUUGUCUAUUUAUUUUAGAUAGACAAGAAAAAGUUAUAACAGAAGAAAUAACAGAACAGCUGCUGCCUUUAAAUUAAAACCAGGAAACAAUACUCAUGUCAUAUAAGCAUGUUAUCAUCCAAAAUCCCAGGUGAUAUCUAGUUUCAUGAUAUCGAUAUAACAUCGAUAAAUCGCUGAGCUCUAACAAAAAAUCAGGAUAGUGGCCGCUGCAGCCCUCGUGCUCUUUCCUUCAGAACAUCACAGAUUUGUAUAUUUUGGCCUUGAGCUGUUCUCUUAUUCACGCCGGGUCACACUACACAACCUGAGCCUGACUUUUUCACGGUUUUGUCGUGGAUGACAAAUUUCCAGUGCGGUGCUGAAUCUGAAUUUGUUUAUCUUUUCCUUUUUUUUUGGUUUUAAAUCAUGUUUUCUGACACAAGUUCAGCAUGUCAAAGCUCAGAGGAGACUUGGAUUUGAGGCGUGACUGUCGACGGACACACACUGACUGUUGUUGGGAGACUUGAACCUGAGACCUCUCAGUUAUGGGACGGUCUCCUCUCUCUGCUGCUACCUCCAGUCCCACGACUCUGUGCUGCCACCUGCAGGUUUCACUGCUGUGAAUCACCUUGGUUCCUGAAGGAUUCAGAUGGGCGAGCUCAACUGCACGGAUUUGAACAUUUCCUCAGGUGCUGGGCCGCCUCACGACUUGACCGUUCACUAAAAAUAUGAAGCUGAAGCUAUAAAGUCUAACUGACGGCUAAAUCUGUGACUGCCAUUCAUGGAGACGGGAGCAGUGCAACAAAACACAUAGAUGAAGUGAUCAUUUCUGAAUUUUAUAACAAGACAGGAACCAAAACCUUUGAAUGGCCGCAGUUUUUACUUUCAUGUUAUUUAGAAAACUAAUACUGUGUGGGGGAAAAAAGAAAGAAAGAAGCUAUUAACAGAAACAAAAUGGGAAAUAAUUUGGUACAUAACAGUGACUGUUUGGGAAUUUAUUUUGUUAAAUAUUUUUAUGAUGAUUUGCUCUUGUGCUUUUUUAAAUCUAUUGUUGUUUUAUAACGUACAUAAUAGCUUAAUUAUGCACAAUUUAAUUCAGAGUUCACGCUUCAAAAAAAAAAAAGUGACAUAUCUGAAGAAAAGAAGUGAUGCACCACUUCUCUCAUGAAGUUUUCUGUUUCACAUUCUUCUGGUAAAUAUUAUUAUGACACUGAUAUUCUGUAAAAAUUAAAACAACAGGAAUGAUUUUGGUGCAGUUUAAGGAAGUGAAGGCGUCAUCAGGUGACUGGAGUCUGUUGCUGUGUAGUUUACAUGAGAUGAACUGAAGUCAUGAAAUAAAGACUGACUAGGAAUUCUGGAAAUCUGCAAGAGAACAUUUGACAUUUUGUUAAAUAACUUUUAUGAUUUCUUCUUGUAAAUCCAUUGUUGUUGUUUUUAAAGUACAGUUUAAUUGUGCACAGUUUGAUCUCUGCACUUCAGCUGAAGAAUGAAUGAGACUGUACACAUAUCUCAUGACAGUGAAGUGUUGAUGUUUCUGUAAUUUGUUCACCUUCUGAUGAAAUAUAACGCUCAGUUUCACCCCUUCGCCCACAUGUAGGCAGUUCUGUCCUUUCAGCUGUGAGGAUAUGAGAAAUCUCUCAAUUUUUUAAAUUGUACCCAUUUUCCCUGGUGAUUGGUGUUUAAUUAUGUGUAAUUCUCCCUUUUAUUUACCAUGUGGACAAAUUCACCUUUUAAAUCCAAUGUCAGAACAAGAGAUGUAAUGAAACCUCAGCGCCAACUUUUCCACAACGACUUGUAUAGAACUGUGAUAUUUGAAUAUUUUAGAUUCUUGUCUUACUGUGAAAGAUAAAGUGUCUAUAAAUAACA